Molecule: messenger RNA, 2316 nt
Organism: Sander lucioperca (pikeperch)
Lineage: Eukaryota; Metazoa; Chordata; Actinopteri; Perciformes; Percidae
Product: myeloid zinc finger 1
Exons: 4
Coding region: 547-2196 (549 amino acids)
Biological process (GO): regulation of transcription by RNA polymerase II
Molecular function (GO): DNA-binding transcription factor activity, RNA polymerase II-specific; RNA polymerase II cis-regulatory region sequence-specific DNA binding
Source: RefSeq, a predicted model, not a curated record
GCGUUGUGGGUGACGUCACGAGCAAAAACAAUCACCACCACAACAUGGAUGUAGCUAAUGUAACCACAAGCGAUUGUUGAAAAGCUAGCUCGCAUUUGCCUAAGCUAAACAGUCGUUACUCUUGGAAUCCAUUAACACACGUGUAAAUAGAUCAUCAACACGUUAGGCUCGACUAUGGUUUAUAUAAUUCGUAGGAGCGUACGGGUUGUUGACGGUUUGAUGCCGUUAACGUUAGUUAGCAUACCGUUACGAAUGCUAUCGUUAAGCUAAAGAGUCACAGCUGGCUAGGUGACAUUUCGAAUUAACAUGAAGGCAUUUCGUGAAUAGAUCGUUCAUUAGUCCAGCUUUUUAACGUUUAUAAUUUUAUAAAUAUCAAUGAGUUAAUGUAUUACUCAUCUUACUUAUCUUAAACACCCACAACAACAAGUGGAUGUAUAGUUGGACAUACUGCUCUGCGUUAAUGGUGUACAACCUUAACAGCCUGUGGUAGCAUUUUACAAGACUAACGCUAAAUAUAAAGUCCUCUAAAGACACCGACAGUUUAUCAUGUCGGACUUGGACACCCUCAUUGUAACUUUCCAGACCCAGCUCUUGGAUGUGAUGGAGGCUGUGGUGAAGACAGCCAUGUACGAGGUCACCAGGUUAGUGGAGGAUGGCUUGUUGGAGGAGGUGCAGCGCAGGAACCGGGAGGUGGAGUCCCUGAGGAUGCAGCUGCAAUGGGCUGAGAGGAAAUUAAGUGACCAAGGGGGGAAUGAAGGAGGGAAAACUGGGAGGUGUGUCCACUGUGCCAAGGAUGAUGUGGAACUGUCCAGUCACACUGCAAAAGAAAGGCCCAAAGAACAGCAGGAUGACAUUUUGGGGGGCUGUGGUGUGAAAGAAGAGGGUGACUAUGUGGAAAGGUGGACAAUAAGCCGUACGCAGGAAGUCAUACCAGAGUCAACACGGGCAGCAGACAACGCUGCAUCCACUCUCAGCCCUGAGAGGAAAUCACAGACAACAGAAGAUGAUGUGGAUGGGAAGGAAGAAAAAGUGAAUAAGCCGUCUUGUUCUUUUGUGCAUUGCAGCGGUCCCCUUGAGGGUGAAGCAGGACCUGAAUCCCACAGUGCUACUGAGAAGACUGAGGCACAACCAAAACAGACUCAGGAGAACAGUGAAGAAUUGUGGGGUGUUAUUAAGCAAGACCCACAGAUCUCUGCUGCAUAUGUCUUUCCUGAAGACCAGGGGGAAACGUACAUGGCUACAGAUCCAUCUUUAGAGGUGGACAGCGGUUGGCCUCUAACGCAAACAGAACACGAGCGGUCAAACUCUGUCACAGCAGGUGACGACGUUCCGGCUACCCCAAGGAGAGAUCAGAUUCCAUCCUCAGUGUCCCCGAAGGCAAGGCCGCCAAACAGCGACGCGUCAGGCGUGACUAUCAAGCAGGAGGUUAUCGUUGAUUCUGAUGGGUGUGUGGAAAGCGAGCCCCAAGAAAAGAAAACGACAAGGUCUGGGAUGGCGUCUUUCUCAUGUUCAUUAAAACAGCGCAGAGUGAGUUCAGAAGCACUCAGGCAGAACCACAUUUCCCACAAAGCCACGGCGCAGGAGGUUAUGAAGCUGCAUUCCAAAGUGGGCACAGGUAUCAGACUGCAAGCCGCCAUGCAGCACCUCCACAGGCCGAUGAAAAAGCCCGCUCACACACACUCGGACAGUAGCGCCGCGGCGCCGUCCAUAGCUCACUCUCAGGCUGUACACUUAAAUCCCCUCAACAGAACGCCCUCCACAUCUAAAGCCGCUCCUCCUCCCCUUCCUCCUCCUCCACACUCAGCCCAGCGAGUUCAACAAGCCGCAGCACAUAACCGAACUUGCGCCCCAUGGAUCAGCAUCAAGACCCAUCAGUCUGCGAACUCCCUACCCGCCAACCCCUUACCCCAUUCGGACUCUCACCCUCACGCCGGCCCCAGGCACCUCCUGCGCUGUGGCCAGUGCGGGAAGUGCUUCCCCCACCCCAGCAACCUGAAAGCCCACCUGCAGACUCACACAGGCGAGAGGCCUUUCUGCUGCUCGCUCUGCGGCCGUAGCUUCACCAAGCUGAGCAACCUCAAGGCCCACCGGCGGGUCCACACCGGAGAGAGACCGUACUGCUGCUCGGCGUGCGGCAAACGCUUCACCCAGAAAUGUAACCUGAAACGCCACCAGAGGAUCCAUCUGGAUGUAUGACAAUGGACAGCCAGUGAUUAAAAGACUUACCGUUUGAUGUGUUUCUUUUUUUUUUUUUUUUUAGGCUACAUUUACAUUGCUACGUUUUGGUUUUUAAGCGGCUUCCGUGAAGUGUUUUUA